Molecule: messenger RNA, 7565 nt
Organism: Stegodyphus dumicola
Lineage: Eukaryota; Metazoa; Arthropoda; Arachnida; Araneae; Eresidae
Biological process (GO): regulation of transcription by RNA polymerase II
Cellular component (GO): nucleus
Molecular function (GO): RNA polymerase II transcription regulatory region sequence-specific DNA binding; DNA-binding transcription factor activity, RNA polymerase II-specific
Source: RefSeq, a predicted model, not a curated record
GAUGAUGAGCAGCUUGGUGGUUUAAGCUCCCUUAUAAACACUUCUGGAUCUGCUACAAUUCCUGUAUCAUCUGACUGUGUCAAUCUGCCUAUCUCUUCAAUGGCACAAAAGAGUAUGAAAACGAUUUUGAAGCCACCAAAAAAGAGGUAUAUUGUUAAUGGAGAGUUCAAGUGCCAUUCAGAAGUUUCACCUGUUGAUGACAGAGAUUAUCAAACGCAGAAUGCAUGUUCAGCGUUGCUGGAACUUGCAGAGAUAUGUACCAGCAGUGCAGCACGGGAAAACUCAUCUAUUAACUUUGAUUCAGAUGAACAAGUAAAAGAUACAAAAACAUAUGUUUCAUGCGGUGCAAUUAAAAAUAAGUAUUCUAUUACCUGUUCCGAAUCUUCUGCUAAUUCUGCACCUGGGUCUUUGCCAUGUCCAGUACUUUGCAGUUUACAGAAGCAAGAAGGAAAUGUACAAAAUCUGUCUUUCACUUCAGGUUCUAGUAAUUCUAGUGAUAAUUUUCAUAACAGGACUAGAAAUAUUCAACAAGAGCAACCACUUGAUUUGUGUAAGAACAAAGGCAAAACAAUAACUACUAGCCAUCAACAGCUCAUUGAUCAUUUUGUUGAUAAAUUUUUAUGUGAUACUCCUGCAUCUCAAAGCAACUAUUAUAAAUCAGCUAUUAUUGAUCCUGCAUUUUGUAAAAUGUUGUCAGAAAAAAGUGCCAGCGACUGUUCAACUUCCAAAGAUGGUAAGACUAACCAUACUGCAUUUACUUUAUCUGUUGCUAUUGAAUCUGCAGUAGAUAAAGCAUAUAGCAAGGAUUUUUCAAAAUCUUGCAAUUCAAAUGUGCCAGAAUCUAGUGCAAUUGUUGAACAUAUCACAAAAGAUGACUGCAAAUUUAAUGUGCAGAUGGAAACAGACAUCAGUGUACUUGGAAAAUCUCUUGUCUGUGAUGAUGAAAAGGCAUCUAAAUCAAAUGAAGCAAAAAUAGAGAGUACACAAAGUUUUGAUAGUAAAAAUUUGAAAAACUGUACAGAUUCAGCUCCUUCGGGGAGCAUAAAUAAAUUAUCUAGCAAUCAGGUAUCUAAAUCAGAAUCAAGAAUGUGUUCUGAAGUCACCGAAAACAGUAGUAGUAAGUUUUUUUGUAAAUUAGUGUCACCUCCAAAGAAAUCUCGUGUGUGGUGUAACAUUUUUAUGAAUGAACAGCUAAAAAAUAAUGUUGAGAGCAACUCUGGUGUUGCCUGUGGUGUAGUAUCUAAUUUAGCAUCUCCAGCAAGACGGAGCUCUCAACGAACUUGUAAGGGUCGGCGAUAUCAGGCACUUAUAACUGAGGGUCUUUUGCAAUCAUCCAAGGAACGGAAAACAAGCAAUAAUAGAAAAUCUGUUCCUUCUAGUGAAAAGGUAAAAAGUAAAAGCAACUCAGUUACUGAAAAUAAUGUGUUCCCUUUCUCAAAGAAGAAAAAGAAAAAAGAAUACACAGACAAAAAUAAAAGUAAAAGAAGUGAAAUACAAGAAUCAGGGGAAAGUUUAUUUAAUCUAGAGGAAAAAAUAGCAUCACUUCCAAAAUGUAGCUUUGAACAUCUAGAUAAAAAGAAGAAAAUAAUGUUAGAAAGUAGUGCAAAUACCAUUAAACAACAGAAGACUAAUGCUUCGGCUGCUGCUGCAUCAACUGAAAUUUCUUGUACGUCAUCCUAUGCAACAGAAUGGACACCUGUGUCAUCUAGUGGGAGAUACAAAACAGGGUAUUUUUGUUCUGCCAAGAUCUGUGAUCAGGAGACAAUUUGAUAUUAAGUGCAAAUUCACAGGAACUGUUUAUGGUGCAAAACAUUUGCUGCAUUUCGCAGAAAUAUACAGUAAAACCUUCUUCUCUUAAUGCUGUACUUCAAAAUAUUCAUCAUGUUCUGUUGCAUAAAGUUGUCAUAUCCGGGAUGCAUUUUGUGUGAAUACUUAUUCAACUCUUUUGUAAAAGAACAUAGUUUUUGUCAGACAUGCAAUACAAAGCAAGCAAUCUUUAUAAUUUGUUCCUGAUUUUUAUAAAAUCCAUUUAAAUGAAAAAUAAUUAUUUAUGAACAAUUCACUACCUGUUGUGUUUUGCAUCAAAAAUAUUUAAUGUAUUGUUAUUUUUUUGCACUGUUGUUUUACACAUUUAGGUACAAUCAGUUUUGUUAUAUUAAAGAAAUUUAUCAUUUAUGGGAAGUGUAUGUAAGUUAUUAAAAGUCUUUGUCUUUUAAUUAAUUAUAUAGUUUGUGACCUUUUUUGUUUAUGCAGCUCCUGUGUAAAUCGUAAACAGUUAUGUAUGAUUUAUGGCAUAUUUUCCUCUAAAAAGCUUGUUAAAAUUUGUGAAAAUAUUUAUUUAGUUUUGCCAACUUAAUAAUUAUAGUCUAAAAAUACAGUGAAACCUUCUAAGAUGACCAUCCUUUUUGCAGUCAAUUUCGGUCUUCUUUGGAGAUGGUCGCCUUAAAGUACCGGUGUUUAUACUGUUAAGAAAUAUUGGUUCACUGUGUGUGUAUAAAAAAAGAGAGAAUGUAUGCUGUAUUAUAUUUGUGUGAUAUACACUCUAAAUAUAUAUAUAUAAUAUAUUAAAUACAUAUGCACACAAUCAUAUAUAUGUGUGUGUGCACACACUCAUGUAGUUGAGUCCUAAAAUAUGCAAGUUUGAACUGUGUUAGUCCACUUAUGUGCAUUUAUUUUUAAUGCAUUGGAAAUUUUUUUUUUAGAAAUUUAGAAAAAUAAUGAAAGAUUAGCAGGCAAACUUAUUAAAGAAAUCAUUUUACAAAUUUAGGUGUGUUGUGAGGUCAUGUUGUAAUCAUAUUUCCGCUGUAUUCUUGUUAGUGCAUGGAUGUGUGCACCUUUGAAUAAUUUUUACAUCCCCUUUUCAUUUCAGAUUUCUAAUGGUUGUAAUAGCCUAAUAUGUACAGUGUUAUAUUUUUUUAAUUCUGUAACGCUUUACAAACAGCUGAAUCAACUUGGAAACAGAUGAUCUGAACUUAUGGGAGAGGUAAAUGCAGUACGUUUCUGUGGAUGCAGUUACUCUUCAUGACUUCCCCUCUUAAACCAUUUUUCUUUUCUGUAGCUUCCUUUAUUGUGAGAUUAUGCAUGUUGUAUAGCAUAUAAAAUGCAUACUGUAAUCUACGCUAGGCUUUUGAUAGGAGAGGCAAAAAUUAUUUAUGGGUUUGUAACUGCAAACUGGACAAUCAAAUCUUUUAGCACGCAUGAGAGAAAGUGUGGUAUAUGUAUAUAUACUGUACUAAAAUCAUGCCAUUUCAUAAAUAAUUUUUGUUUGAAGUGUCACAAUUAAUGUUGUAAAUGCAAAUUUUUGAUAAUUUGAUUGAAUGAUUUUAAUAAAAUAUCUUGGUUUAAGUAACUUCCUAUUUGCCAUAGUCAUAUCAGUUUAGGAAAUGUUUGUGGUGAUCUGAAGAGUUGCUGUAAAAAUGCACUGAAAAUAAUAUAUGUAGCAGUGAAUACAAAACAGCAGGAAAUUAAAUUUAUGCAGACAGUAUAUUAGGAAAAUCAUGGGAUAACAUUUAGUAAAAUUUAAAAUGUUCUCGGUUUGCCAGGCAUCUUUACUAGCUGCAAAUACUUUAUCCUUAUCCCAUUAAAGAACAGUAGAGAUCAACUUGACAAAUGGGGACUAAAAUUUCUCAGCUUGGUGUUGAUUAAUAAAACAAAAAUUUUACUAAGAAAAAUGGAAGUUUAUUUCCUUACUAGUAACAAAAUUUUAUUUAAUGUUUUUACUAACAUGUCCUUUAAAUGGUCAAAAACACUACAUUUUUGCCAAAAUUUCAAUUUUUAUUGCUGUUUUCUGGUAUAAAACUGUAUUAUAUUAAGCAAAUAAUUUUAAUAAACAGUAUUUCUAAAUGGAAGUAUUAAUAAAAUGUUUAAGCAGUAGUUCUCAUGUGAAUUUUAUGCCUGAAAUGCAGUGCUAAGAGUGGGCUAAUUGCUCUGUCCACAAGUAAACUAGUUCAUUGACACAGUGUUUAUGUUUAUAACACUGUAAAUAUGUACCUAUAACUAUGUGCAUCGUUUUAUUCAUUCUCUGAAGUAGAUUAGUAUUAGUUGCUCCCAUCUUUAUGAUAAAAGUUUUAAAAAAAUGUGUGUAUAUAAUAUAUGUUAUCUUUUGCAUAUUCUUUCAUUUCUUAAAAGAGCGUUUUGUAACACAUAAAUUAAUGUUAUUCUGCCUCAGGCUGAUUGAAAAUCGUAUAUUUUUUACAGAAAUGUAUCAUUUUACAUGCAUUUUUUUUUCCUUUGUUAUUUGGUUUGCAAUUUCCUAAAGCACAUAAUAUUACUGCCAUGUUUUACAACUGUGUUUCUGAACCUUGAUAUUACUGAAAUAAAGCUAUAUUUAGGUUAUAUAUAUAUAUAUAUUCUUUUAAACCUCACAUUUGCUGUAUUCCUUAUGUGAAGUCCUCUGAAGGUACUCAUUUUUCAGUAUCAUUUCUGUUUGCAAAUGUGUUGCCAGACUUUCAAUCCUCUUGCUGAGAACAGACUUGUUUUGUAGCUGUUUGCUCAUGAGUGGUGUUGUUUGAUACUGAAUUGUGUUACUGUUAGUUAUGGUGCUUAGUUGUUGCAUAAUUUUUUUUUUUCUUUCGAAUUUUCAUGUUUCUGUGUGUGGGCAUAUUCUUCUUUAAUUCUUUUCUGCAUAUAAUUUUUUUAAAGUUUUGUGGCAUUUUAUUGAAUGCUGUAUGCAAUAUGUUUGUAAUGAAAAUGCUCAUUAAUGUUACAAAAUGCUACAUAUUAAUUAUAAAAUUUAUUUUAAUUCAGUAAUCUCUGCCUUUUUUAAUUAUUAAAGCUAGUCAUUUUUUUUUAAACAGCAGAUUAAAAAAAUUUAGUACAUAUGCUGCUUGAAAAAGAAGGUUUUUUUAUUAAGAUUGCACUUGUUUUCAAAUUCACUUAGUUCCCUCUUUCAUAAUUUUUUUAAAAAAAUUUUCAAGCAUAUAUGCUGAUGUUUGAUUUUAAAUUUUACUUGAACUUAAGUUUUGAAUUAAAGUAUCAAUGAAAUUAUUUAAUAUAAUAUAUUAAAAAUAUACUAAAAAAAGAAUUUGUGUAAAAACCCUCAUAUAACAUGGAGGUUCCUAGGGACAUACAGCAUGGAGGUUCCUUGCUAUUUUAAACAAAUCCAUUUUAUGUGAAGUUAUAAAAAUAAUGUAAAAUUAACAUAAAGUUUACUAGAAUAUACUGUCUUGCUUUUUUAUGUCAGACAUAUGUUUAACAUAAGUACCAAUCAUUAAUAAGAUGUUAAGUAUGCUAAAUACAUUAAUGCUAAACUUCCUACUUAAUUUUCUGGUAUUAUUCUUAUAUUAAAUAUUUUUUUCUUUGUUACGGAACAUCAGAUAAUAUCUAGAUUUUUAGUGAUCUCUUUUCUCUGCCUUCCCUUUUUUAAAGUAAUUUACUUGUCUUAAUAUUUCCUCCCAUUUUUCAGAUGUAAUUCAGUACUGAAUUUAUGUCUCAAGAAACUGAGUUUAUAUAUAUUUUAGAUUUUAUUAAUGCACAAACUAUGCAUAAAGAAAAAUGCCAGGAAACUUAAAAUGUGUUUGAUGGACUAAAUUUUAUUGCAUUUUUUGAAUUCUUAUGUUGUAUUAGAGUGAAAGUAUGUUUUAAGUAUAUUAUGUUAUGGGGAAUACAAUAUAAUAUGCUUUGUCAUCUGGAAUUUUGUGUAUGGAGAGAUGAAAAGCAGAAUUUUUAUUCUAUAAAUUUUAAUCUAUUGGUUUGUUUGGAAGCAUAAAUUAUUGUAGAUGCUGAAAAGUUCCUUCUCACAUUCCAUUCAAUUUUUAGUAUCUAGUCAUGUGUAAGGGCAGUAAUGCUGCUGAUUAAGGUUAUACUGGUGCCUUAAACUGUUUUCCUACCCACUUAAGUAGUGAAAAUGUUGAUAUCUUUAAAAAUAUUUUUUUGGAUGAUGGGUUGUUUUUGGUGAAAUUGAAAGUCACCUCUCAAAUUAUUCUAUACACAGCAUUAGUAGGUUGAUACGAAAAUCUCUAAAGAUAUAAAUUUUUGAAUUCAUGCCUUUAGCUGCCAAUACCUUAUGAAUAUGUAUAUACCACAGACUUGCAAGUUUUAUAUUUUGAAAAUUAGAGAUCGUGGUUAUAUUUCGCAUAUAAUUACUUUAUUGGAAAACUAUGAAAUAAUGCAGAGUACCAUCCCGACAUCAAAAUCUAUUACUUAUUUUAAUUAGACAGAAUUUUUCAAAAAUUUAUUAAAAGUUGAAUGAAUUGUUUUCAAAAGGGUAAAUGAAAAUCCUUUGUCUUUUGAUAAAAACCUAAUUUAUUUCUGUGUUAUUUUUUUGUCAAAUUUUUUCUCUUAUGGUUUCUGAUCAUAUCUGAACUCAUUUUAAUUUGCUGUGCUGUUGUUUAUUAUGAAUAUUUUAUCAUAUUUAUCUUGAUAUUCUUUGUUUUUUAUUUUUUAUUUGAGGAAUGAACGAAAGGUUAAAUAAUUAUUUCAAAUUAUAAUGCUAAUAAAUGAAUAGUAAGCAGCUGGUAGGAUUGAAUACAAGGUUUUAAUUUCAUCAUUAAUGUUUAUUGUUAAUAUUCUGAAACUUAACAUUUUUAUAUGUUCGUUUACCUUUUGGAAAAUAUUCUCUUUAUUUUGCCAGGUGUUAUACUUCAUCCAAAAAAAUUCCUGUAAAUGAAAGAACUUUCAUUUUCCCCAUUGCAUUCAAAGGGCGUAACAGUAGUCAUGUAUCAUCAUUUGUACUUUGGGAUGUGCAAUGUUUGCAAAAAGAAACACAUGCAUUUUUAACCUUUUGCUCUCAGCGUAUUGACUUAUGUAGUACACCAACAACUUCAGCGUUAUAUUAGUUACAAGUGUACAUAUAUAACAUAAAAAAUAUGGUUGCUGUAAUGAAAUAAAAUAUUUGUACCUUAGCUACAUUAUAUAAAACAAAUUCAUAUUUAUAAAUCUUCAACAAAAUGAAAAUUUUAUGUUUUGUAAUUUGUUAAUAAUGUGAUAAUUUUCAAAACAAUCAUUCAUAUGCAUACAGGUUUUCCUGGCGUAAAUAAGAUUAACUUCACUAGUUUAGCUUGUUAUCUCUAACAAGCAUGUCACCAAAGCAGCAACAGUGGAUUUAAAGUUCAUUCUUGAAUAUCACAUUAUUGAUGGCAACGAAGUGCAAAGGGAUAAGUUUCUGAUUUACUUCUUUGACAAUGUAUUUGUAAAAAAGAUUAUUCGUGCUGUUUCAAGGGUUGUAUUACAACAAAAUUUUCAGCAAUAAAAAGCAGUGUUCAGCAUGACUAUAUAGCUAAAAGCAUAUAUAUAUAUAAGAAUAAAUAAUAAAGUUAAAUUAAAUUUAAAUAAUUCUCUUGUGCCAUUGCUGCAAGGAAUGAAAUUUGAAUUUAAUAAACAUUCUUUAUUCGUAUAAAUUUAAUUCUAUACAAAUAUAUGAUAAUUGCUGUGAACUAAUUUACAAUAUCAUUUAAAUUCUGAGAACAUAUGUAAAUUCAGUGCAAGUAUCUAACAACCAUGGAAAUUUAUUUCCUAAACAGUAUUGAUUAAUUGAUUAUAUUAUCUCCUAAGUUUAAUUAAAGUAGAAUUAUUUUAAAAGAGUGAAUCCAUACUGGUAAGUUAUAUUUUGAAAGAUGUUUUGAAGU